This is a messenger RNA of Nematostella vectensis (starlet sea anemone), 2968 nucleotides long. RefSeq lists its product as uncharacterized. The record is from RefSeq and is a predicted model, not a curated record. The transcript has 2 exons. Lineage: Eukaryota; Metazoa; Cnidaria; Anthozoa; Actiniaria; Edwardsiidae. The coding region runs from base 416 to 2512 and encodes 698 amino acids.
CCUUAAGGGGAGAUUCCUAUCAAAAAAUCCAAAAAAAUAAAAAAAGUGAUGAUUUUCUAAUAAGUGCUUCUAAAUACUGUUCAAGCAUUAUACUUUUCUGUUCUAUACCUUUUUAUGCUAAAUUCUAAAAGAAAUACCCAUAAAAAAGACAAAUACUGAGGCAUACGAUGUUGUGAGUUAUCCGUUACCAUGGUAACGAGAUAGCUUUCUUUUGUUUUGCGCCCUUUUUUCAGCACAAAGCGACCCCCAGCAUAAAAUUAAAUGGUUGGUUUCGGUUCCAGACUCCUUUGAUGUCCAUUCCGGCUAUUCCAAAGCUAGUUUUAGAGGCCUGGUUGCUGUUUCAGCGCGUCCAAGUCUCAAAUCUAAAAUUCGCGUUAUUUACACUCGACACACGAAAAUUAUACGCUUCUUAAUCAUGCCAAAGGGCUCAAAACACGGCUACAAACAAUCUGUAGUCCAGACUAACACAAGAAAGAGGAAAUCUACGUUCAAAGGAACUAAGAAACAAGACAAGAAAGCUCAGGAUCAACCAGAAAUACGGCAGGUUACUGAGAUCGCGUUCGUCGGUGACGACGAUGUUGUGAGCGAGCAAGUUCCUCCUCCUCAGCCAAGUGCUUCGGCUCAGAAGCUUCAUGAUGUUCUUGAAGAUUUAUCUUCUGAUGAUAGCUUAAAUGCUUUUGAAGCUGAGGGUGAAUCAGCCACUGGAUAUCGCUUUGUUUCGAUGCAGAGUCUUCUCAACUUUGCCAAGCGAUUACAUGCUAACACCACGUGCGAUGCUGGUAAAUUUGAACUAAAAGAGAUGACCACUAGUAGGCAUGGAAUGUGCAGCAGUUUGUUUGUUCAUUGCCAUGAUUGUGACAUGAAGGAGUUCUUGGCUACCGGAGAGCACAUUGGUGACGCGACUGCUCCGAGGACAAACAACGCCAAAGACAUCAACAGGCGGAUUGUGUACGCUUCCUCCGAAAUGGGCAUUGGUAUGGAAGGGGUAGCAAAAUUAUGUGAGCUUUUAAACAUGCCCUUCACAAUGGCCAUAAACACAUGGUAUAAACACCAAAAACUUUUACACAAUGUGACAAGGGAAGUUGCAGCUGAGGUGCUUGAAGCCAACUGUAAAGAGGCUAGAGAAGCAGCCAUGCAAGAACUAGGCUCACUUGAAAGUGAAUCAAUGAAUGUGGGCAUUCCUGUAAGCUUUGAUGGCACAUGGUCAAAGCGGGGAUUCACAGCAAACCAUGCAGUCGGGUUUGUGAUCUCCUCUACAACAGGCAAAGUCCUGGACUUUGAAGUAUUAUCCAAGACUUGCCAUGCUUGUGACAUAAAAAAGAACACACUUCCAAGUGAUGAGUUUGAGGUCUGGGUAGAGGCACAUGAGUGUCUUGGAAGCUUUGAUGGGUCUAGCCCUAGUAUGGAAAAGGAAUGUGCAAAGAGGUUGUGGGGGAGGAGUCUUUCCUUCGAUCUCAUGUACAAGUACAUGAUUUGCGACGGGGACUCUAAGUCCUACGACUCUAUUUGGGACCAGUACGGUGUGUGUGACACAUGCAACAAGUUUGAGUCAAUGUCCAGAGCAAGCACAGAGUACAAGGAGUGGCUCAAGUCUGAGGACUAUGUGGAAUGGGAGUCAAGUCACCUUGAUGGAAGUGCUGACUGCAACAGAGUGGUCAAGCUGGACUGCAUAGGCCAUGUCCAGAAACGGAUGGGCAAGGCCUUGUAUCACUUCCAGACUUCUUCAAACAAAUUAGAAGAUGGCAAACCUGUGAAAGGGAGAUCUGGCAGACUGACCAAGAAUGCUAUUGAAAAAUUAAAAAAAUACUAUGGAAAAGCUAUCAGGGACAAUGUAAAUAAGAAUGCAAAUACGCCGAUAGAGAGAGACGCAGCCAUUGCUCAGAUGCAAAAUGCAAUCAAAGCAUCCUGGUAUCACUGCAGCAAAAUCCCUGACAAGGAGAGACACCAGUUCUGCCCAGCCAACUCUUGGUGCAAAUAUAAGAAAGGUCUUCCUUGUGAAGACAAGGACUACCACCUGGACCCGGUGUUCAUCAAGUGCCUGGAGCCCAUCUAUACUCGGCUAACAGAUCCUGCUCUGUUGGCGAGGUGUCUCCCUGGCUACACCCAGAAUGCCAAUGAAUCUUUAAAUGCUUUGGUGUGGGCCAGGUGCCCAAAGCAUAAAUGGCAUGGUAGGGAGAGAGUGGAGAUGGCUGUUGGGUCUGCGGCUAUCCACUUCAGUCUGGGUGCUACCGGGAAGCAUGAAAUCAUGAGAAGGGCGGGGAUUGAAGUGGGUAGUGAUACAGAGAAAGAGAGUAAGAGAAGAGAUAGGGAGAGAGUAGAAAAGGCAGAGAAGAGGGCUAGUGACCAGCAUAGGAAGUACAGACAGGCAAGGAGUUUGGCAAGGAAGAGGGACGAAGAGCUUAGGUUAGAACGGGAAGGCACAACAUAUGAGGCAGGAGGCUUUAAUGAGCUAGGACAUAACUUAGGACCCUCAACUAGCCAUAGGAGGAAGAAAAGGGCAAAGAAACAUUAAGUAGAUGAUAAAUUGUGAUUCUAUGGCAGUCUAAUUUAUUCUAUACCAAGCAUAAAGCCUAACUGGAGUGGUUUUGCUUUCAAAACUCAUUUGUCAAACUUUAAGAGCUGAUUUCUCAAAUACACUAAUUUCCGUAUUAAUUUAUUGCCCCCCUUAAGUAUCUUGACAGGUAUUUAACGGUUUUAGCUCAAAUUUGGAAGACUUGUAGUGUAUAGUCCAUAUUACAAACCUAUGGGAGCAUUUUCAAAAAACUUAAACCUAGCCUGUGAUAUACCAGUAUAAGUCUUCAUGAAGAGGUUUUGGUUGCUAUGGUAACCAGAAUUGGCUUAUCAACAAACUGUCCCAUAGGUUUGUUUUUCCUUAUGUCCAUGAUGUGUGUAUGCAAUAUAAAGCCUUCAAUGUAAAUAGGAAGUGUAAAAAAUGGUGGGGGCAGUUUUAAUAAAGCGUUUUGAAAUA